AUAUUUAUACGCUGUAUUUGGGAGUUCAAGUGUUGGGCAUCGGGAUGAUCGGGAUCUGUUGCCUGUGGACUAACAAGUAUUUGGGCGGCUUCUCCCUGUCCACUCCCGAACAGUCAUUCAAUUACCACCCAUUACUGAUGGUCACGGGAAUGGUGUUUCUCAAUGCUAAUGGAAAUCUAUUCUUUAGGACCAGCAGUGGUCUGAAAUAUAAGACACAAAAGUUUCUACACUAUAUAUUACAGGGAUUAACACUCGGAAUAUCAUUAGCGGGCGUUUACGCGGCCUAUAGCUAUCAUACCGUUAAGAAUAUUCCGCACUAUUACUCCCUGCACUCAUGGUUGGGAGGGGGGCUUAUGGCCAUGUAUGCCAUGAAU
This is a messenger RNA of Oppiella nova, 374 nucleotides long. Lineage: Eukaryota; Metazoa; Arthropoda; Arachnida; Sarcoptiformes; Oppiidae. The record is from the annotation of a GenBank genome assembly.